Messenger RNA from Syngnathus acus (greater pipefish), 10204 nucleotides. RefSeq names its product phosphodiesterase 4D interacting protein (gene pde4dip). Gene Ontology annotation, cellular component: microtubule organizing center; nucleus. The coding region runs from base 669 to 7697 and encodes 2342 amino acids. Lineage: Eukaryota; Metazoa; Chordata; Actinopteri; Syngnathiformes; Syngnathidae. Gene Ontology annotation, molecular function: zinc ion binding. The transcript is spliced from 41 exons. The record is from RefSeq and is a predicted model, not a curated record.
UGGUACACUCCGAUGCUGCGAGCCUGGUUCAGCCUGCCUCCUCGUUAUCUCCCCGGAAGAUCUCAGGCAGAGCGUAGCACCUGACCAUCGCGGUAACACACGGCAGUAAAACGAGGGAAACAUCGCUCCCUUCGCUCGCCAAAGCCCUCCACUAACUGGGAAUACAGCUCCGGACUGCCUUUGUCUGCGUUGUGUCCGCAUUGAAAGCGACGGUGGGACAGUCGAGAUGAAGUCGGUGGCGGCGCAGCGGCUCGUGACUGUCGGCUGAAUGAAUGGUGCAGAGGAGCGAACUGGCUGGAUUACCUAGCAACGCUUGUUUGAAUUAAAUAUCUAGUCGAAAUAUGGUGAUAUUUUUGAUACUACGUCACCACGCCUGUUGCCAUGGACCAUUAACACCUGACGGAGAAGACGCACCUGGUUUUAUUGUAAUGGCUAACUAGACGCUCGUAUUUCUUGUCAAGCCAGGUUAACUAUAGUGAAAGGUGUUCUGUAAAACUGCCUGUUGGUCAUAAUUUAUACGUUAGCGUAGUAUAACUGCUCAUAAAGGAACAAAAUGAGCGACAGCUUUAUCAGUGCUGGUGCACAAACAAAAGAGAGAAUAAUAUGGAGAGCAUAAUGCACUUUUGUGCGCACAACCGCUCAUAAGGGAGAGAAAGGCAGCUUGUUCAAUGUUGGACAACAAAAUGAAAGACAUAUGUCGUAUCUGUGGACGGGAUCUCUACGGCAACCAGCGCCGGUGGAUCUUCCACCCGGCCACCAAGCUCAACCUGCAGGUUCUGCUGUCACACGCUCUCGGCCAGGAGCUGGCGCGGGACGGCCGCGGGGAGUUCGCCUGCUCCAAAUGCGCCUUCAUGCUGGACCGCAUGUACCGCUUUGACACGGUGAUAGCCCGCGUGGAGGCCCUCUCCAUCGAGAGGCUUCAGAGGCUCCUGCAAGAGAAACAUCGGCUCAGGCAGUGUAUCGGUGGAUUGUACAGGAAGACAAACUCGCUAGAGAGCACCACGACUUCUGCGGAUGAAGGGGAAGCAGCAGGAGAUGGGAUGGUGGAUAUUUCAGGCCUCACCCAUGCAAAGUACUGUGCUCUUCUUCAGGAGGACCUAGUCUAUUCUUUGUAUGAAUCCUGGGCUGACGACAGCACGGAUUGCCACCAUCACCACCACCCUCAGUCUUCGGCUGGGCCAGGGUCAGAUUUGGCGGGGCCUCACCGUUGUAUGCCCACCACUCCUAGGAGAUGCCGGGGUUGUUCCCAUUGGCGUGUGGCAGACUCUGACUAUGAAGCUGUUUGUAAGGUGCCCAGGAAGCUUGCACGGAGUACCUCUUGUGGCCCCUCAACCAGAUAUUCCGCCAGCUUCAUUGGAGGCAGCGGUGCAGAAUUAGAGGAAAAAGGAAACGGGGAGGAACCAGAUGAACCGCCAUCCUCUCUGACUCUAGUUCCUGCUUCUCAGGAUGUGUCAAGGACUUCAGAUAGUGACCAAACGCUAGCAGGAAGAGUCAGCUCCAGCCCUUCAAUAGCAUCCUUGGAGACAACUGAGGACUGCAUUCAGCAUGAGGUCACCAGAGAUGAACUGUUGAACUCUCCCAAAGAGCCAAUGGAUGACCGGCUAUCUGACACCCACCCCGACAGAGCUCCACAUGGCCAAUCAUCUCCUGGACCAAGCCUCUCUCUGGCUCUCUGUUUGCUACAGAAUUAUGCUGUUCAUCGUCCGGUCCAAAGCAAAGGCAGUAAACUUCCGGUGUUGCUUCGACGGAGCAGCAAUCAUGGAAGGUUGGACUUAUCCGAUCCAAUUCUAGAGCUAACCUUCGGAACUCCAGAUGGUGAACGAUACCAACACAUGGCAACACCUGAGCUGGAAGCCCCCUCGAUCCAACCGAAUGUUGGGUCGGACCAUGUCCUUAACCGGAGUAAUAUAGAAGACAUUCCGGAGGAUGUUUAUUUCGAGUGUCCGCCACCAAAGCCACACCAGAACCUUGUGGAGGAGCAGCAAAGCCAGUUGAACCAAUACGAGUGUGCUGCCGGUCAAUGUGUCAGCGAGUUGCAGAAGGCCCAAAUGCAGGUGGAGUCCCUGCAAGCCAGAAUCCACGAGAGUGAUUCCAACAAUAUGAAACUUCAGGAGAAGCUGAACGAGAUGGAAUGUGAGCUUCGUUCCCUCCGCCAGGCUUCUCAGAGUCAGGAGAGAACCAUCCAGGACCUCACAGAAUCCAUCGGCACCAAAGACACUGAGGCUCAGGAGCUGUACCAGUUGAUCGAGGGGCAGAAUGUCACAUUAUACAAGCUGCGAGAGAUGGCCCACCAUAAUCAACUCGCACAAACCAAGUCUCUAGAGGGCGUCAGUGAGUCGGCAAUGCUCUCCCAGCUGCAGGGAGAGCUGGUGGCAGUGCAGAGCUCCCUGUUCUCUUUGGGUCUGGAUUUGGAGGCCAGCCAGAGGAGUCUCAGACAGAGUCAGAGACAAGGUGAGGAUCUGGCUCGCUUCAAAGACCGACUGAAUGCUGACCUCCAGGAGGCGCUGCAGCACAGGGAAGAGACUGAAAAACACAAUCAGGACUUGUGUUGCAUGCUUCAGAAAACCCGCGCCGGGCUGCAGGUUAAAGAAGAAGCCCUAAAGGAAGCCGAGGCAGAGCGACUCGCCGUGAUACGAGAAAAAGACCGAAGCAUCGCACAGCUCCGUCACUCCCUGCAGGAUAAGGAGCGACACUUACAGGAGUACUCUGAGAUGUUGGAGACACCAGGAAGCUCCAAACCAAGGGAUGCGCUUCUUGAGAAAUUACGAGAGCGAAUUAAAGACCGGGACAAAGCGCUGGAGCGCUCCAUCGAUGACAAGUUCCGCUGUCUGGAUGAACGUGAGGGUCAAGUGAGGACGCUGCAGCUGGCGCUAAGGGAAAAAGACCGAGACCUGGACAGGCUCCGCUGCAUCCUGUCCAACAACGAGGAGACCAUCACGAGUCUGGACGCUCUGGUGCGAGGGAAAGAGCUGGAACUGGAGCAGGCGGCCGAGGCCUACAGGAACCUCCAGUGGCUGAAGCAGCAGAGUGAGGAGAAGGAGAGGAGCGCUUUGAGGGAGAAGGACACAAUCAUCGGCCAACUACAAGCAGCGCUUCAGGCUCGCAGCAAAGAAACACAGGUCGAUCUGACGGCAGCCCUCGUCGGCAGAGUUCAGGCCGGCGCCGCCAAGGUGGUGGAGGAGCUGAAGGCUCGGCUCCAGCUGAAGGAGAAGCUCUUCCAGGAGCUGCUGUCGGACCGCAGCCGCCAAUCAAGUGAACACCAAACACGGGUGUCGGAACUACUCAACACCCUCGGUGCCAAAGACCAGUACCUGCAGGACAAUUCGUACAGGCUGUCCUUGGUGAUAAGCGAGCGCACGGGUCAGCUGCAGGAGGUGCGCAAGCAGCUGUCGCAGAGAGACCAAGAGCUGUGCGAGCUGAGACGGGACAAAGAGAGGGAGACGGGCGGGGAUGUGCAGCAUCUGCAAGGUCUUCUCCGAGAAAAAGAAGCCUUUAUCAAGGAGAUGAUGCACAACCAAGAGGAAGUUAUGAUGCAGUCGUCCACAGAGAGCGAGGCGGAAGUGAAGGCACUCCAGGAAGAGCUGCAAUUAUUGCUGAAGAAGGAGAAGGAAGCCCAGAAAGAGCUCGCUACUCUGCGUUCAUCUUUUGCCGCUCAGCAAGCAAAGGGAGCUGCGACAGCUUGUACCGAACACGUGCUGGAGCAGCUCGUCUCCGAGUACCGUCAGCUGAACGGUGCCCUCAAGGCCGAGAAGAGAUUAUACCAGAAUCUCGUUCACGCCAACAGUGACAGCUCCAAUGAAGUCCUGGCCCUCCACACUCAACUGGAUUCGGUUCAGGCUCUUCGCGGACAGCUGGAGGAGGUCCUGGGCCGGAUUCAGAACAUGGCCCUCGACCUGGAACGGGCCACUAAAAGGCAGCCUGACUUAGGAGAUGUAAGCUCCGAAGACGAGGAAGGAGAUGAUGAAGACUGCAGCGGCGAUGAGUUCACAGACAGCAUAGAGGAGGACGACAAAGUCACAUCUGCAAGUUUGUCUUCCAGUCAGACCCAAACAGCCCAUGGACAUGAAGAGUCCGAAUUUCCGAGGACUAGCCAACAGACGGUUGAACUGGAGCUAAAAGAAAUACAGUCCGAGCUCGAGCGGGAGGGAUUCACCUCGGUGACCCAGAUGAGGAGCACACUGCAGAGGCUUCGGAAGGAGAACCAGUUCCUAAAAGAACAUCACGGGAGCCUUCAUCGGGGAGAGGAAGACGAUGAUACUGAGGAGGAGGAAGACUACAUGGAUGAUGAUGAUGAUGAGGGGGUUACAUCUUCAGAGCCUGUCAAGGGGUUCGAGCCAGCGGGUGGCGUUAGCGAGCCAGGUCUCAGUGAGCAUUCGGCCCGCCUUUGUUCGGAGAACCGAGAGCUGCAGGAGAGGCUGAUGGUGUCCGAAGCCACGGUUCACGCUCAGGCCGAGCAACUGAAGGACUACAGGGACCUGCUCAAGACGUCCGUGCAGCAGGCCAGUAAGCAGGUGCAAGUGGAUCUGCAGGAUUUGGGCUAUGAGACUUGUGGACGUAGUGAAAAUGAAGCUGAGAGGGAGGACGCCAGCAGCCCAGAAUUUGACGACCUCGAGAUGUGCACGUCGUUGUCUCAUCAACAAGAAGAGAGCUUGGGAGGUGACUGGUACAAAGCCAGUAGAAGCAGCCGUACCAAUGAAAUUGGGGAUGAGUCAGCUCUGCAUCAUCUAGUCCAGGAUCUGCGCUCCCAGCUGACCCGUUGCCACAAAGUAAUCCGUGGCCUUCAGAUGCGUGUUCGCUCCCUGUCCACCACAAGCGACUAUGCCUCCAGCCUGGAGCGGACGCCACGCAAGGUAAACUGGGCUUUUGAAAUGUCACCUGCCCACGAGGGCGUGGAGGAGGAUGAAGGCUGGAUGUCCGACACCCAAGCGACUCCACCUGGAUCCAAGCCCAGUCGCGAGCUGCAAGAGCUCAUUGCACGUGUCGCAACCUUGGAGGCCCAAUUGAAGAGCUCCAAGCUGGAAGGGAAGAGCCAAACAGAGGAGGAGAAAUGUACCACGUGGCCUGGGAAAUACAACUCUCUCAUCCAAGCCCAAGCUCGCGAGCUCUCCCACCUGAGGCAGAGGAUCAGAGAGGGUGAAGGAAUCUCCCAUAUCCUCACCCAGCAUCUGGGUGACACCACCAAGGCCUUUGAGGAGCUUCUGCGGGCCAACGACGUCGACUACUACACGGGGCAAAGCUUUCGAGGGCAGCUUUCACAAAGUACCGCCUUGGCUCAGAGACUGCUCACCAAGCUCACCGGACGAGCGGAAAGCCCCGUUGACAAAACAGGCCACGAGUUGCUCGCCCUGCAGCUGAGCAAGGAGCUUCAGCAAAAAGAUCAAAUCAUCGAAUCUUUGCACAACAAGCUGCAGCAGCGCCCCGAGACACCAUCCAGCUGCCAAGCCCUCUCGGAGACCACCGACCCGUCAGACAGGACUUCCUUGGUGUCCGAUGAAAGUCAAACCAAUGAAGACCUGGAUCUGUGUUCUGAUUUGGACGCGAGAGAUUACCAGGAACAGGAACAGCGGCUACAAUCCGAUCACGAUGCCCAUCCUUCUAUCCCUCCUCCUCGUGGACCCCUCAAAUCUUCCUUCAGCUGUCCUGGAACGCUUUCUGGGGGUUUAACCAGUCCGUCCUUGAGAGCCCCUCUCGGCAUUCCUUUCUCCUCGUCCCUCCCUCCAUCUCGUGACCUCGAUGUCCGGGGUACAGAGUUCACAUAUGAAGCCCACCCUCGGGCCCUGUCCGUGAUGGCUGUUCACCCAGAACUGGACACACUGUACAAACAGAUGAAUGAGCAGAUAAGGGGAUUCCCGGAGACUUCCGGCAAGCCUCUGUUCGCUCUCUCGCCCGGUGCCCUCAACCAGUGCGACCUUUCAGGCUACAACCAUCAUGCCUUUCAACAGUACCAGCUGGGCGGCAUUCCAGAGGGUCACUCGCAUAAGUCGGACUCGGGAAUGAUGACAGGAGGAGGGACUUUUUGGGACAACAUGACACAGUCUAUGGGGAACUAUUCUGGAAUCCCUGGACCGAUCUUAGAAAACAGCCAGACAGGCCCGAAUGUAAUUGGAGAACAUCUACGGGAGGUGCGAUGUCUCCGCCAGCGCCUGGAAGAGUCCAUUAGGACCAACGAGAGGCUCCGACAGCAGCUGGAGGAAAAAUUGGCAAACCCUGGGCGGGAUGGAGGAGCACCAACAAACAUCUACAUUCAGGGGCUGGACACAGUCACACAUCUGUCCAACGAAAUCCGAGUCCUGACAGACGAGAACUUGAAUCUGCAGUCACGUCUACAAGCCAGUACAGACUCGUGCGAGGAGCUGAUCGCAGCACGUGCCCGCCUCAAGCAAGCCGAGCUGGAGGCGGAGCAGUGGAAGGAGGAGUUAAGACGACUUCAGACGCACAGUGAGGAGCAGGGACAGCAGAUCCUCGCCUUGAGGCAGGAGAGGCAAGCCGGCCAGGAGAGGAUCAACAGAGCGCAGCACGAGUCGUCACUCCUGCAGCAGCAGUUGAGCGAGAGCAGAGAGCUCAUCCACUCCCUGCAGUCCGAACUGCAUGUGUACGAUCGCGUGUGCUCCAGUUCCAAAUCCAACAAAGGCUUCUUGUGCGAGGCCACCGGCCUGCCCGUGGAGUUGGGCGAGCUACUGAGUGAGGUGAGGAGUCUGCGGGCCCAGCUGCAGAGCGGCGUUCAGGAGAGCAGCGCCCUCAAGCAGCUGGAGCUCCACAAGCAGCUGGAGCAGAAGCUGGGCGGCGGCUCCCCUCGCACGCCGGCGCUGUCGGCCUUGAGCGCUAGCCCUCAGAGGGAGAACGUCUACAAGCGACAGCUGCUCCACGACCCGGCCCCUUCUCCACCUGUCAGGGACAUUGGUCUCUUUAACUGUGGGUCUCCCUGCCCCCCCUACUCGGACCUGGAUGACAACCAUAGCGCCGCCAACGACCCUCUUGACCCUCACACCGAGCUGGAAGGUGACGCCCCCGAUGGCUCUUUCGCUAACCGCUACGGCCGCCACGCCGUGGGUCACGUGGAUGACUUCAACGCUCUGCAGCAACAAGUCCUCGAAGGUCGCAGCAUCGUGCAACGCAUGGAGACGGCAUUGAGCGAUCUGUCGCCGUUGGGAGCCAACCAGAAACAGAGCAGUGAGCUGUUUUUGGAGUAUGGCAAUGCCAAAAGUCUCUUGGCCAACACCAAGACCCUGAGGCAGAUUUUGGAGGAGGCGGCUUCACUACUGAAAAUGUUUUGGAGGGCGGCGCUACCCAGCACUGACGCCUCCAUCCCGAACCUGAAGAAGGAGCAGUCGAUGCAAGAGGAGAUUUUGUCCCUCAAGCUACGCGUGUCUGAGCAGGAGGAGCUUCUGAAGGGGAUGAUUCAAAGACUGAGGAGCACCAGUCGCACCAAGGAGAACAUGGAGCAUUUCAUUGUGAACCAGCUGUCAAGGACUCGUGAUGUUUUGAAGAAAGCAAGGACAAACUUGGAGAAGAACGAGCUGAGACUUUCCUCUCUAAGCUCCUCCUCUUCCUCUCCCUAUGCCGGUAAUUGUCUUGCCCAAAAAGCUAAGGAGCCAGGAGGCGGUACCCGAAAGCAACCUGCUGAUGUCCCUCGCCUGAGGACCGCCUACGUCGAAGCCCCUGCGGCCAGGAAGCGCACCAGCCAAUGCUUGCUGUAAACCACCAAACAACCAGCCUCAACGCUGUGACCUCGAUAUUUAAAAUCAAGAGCCCCCCCUCCCCACUUCUCUUAACCUCUGUCUCCAACCAGGCCUUAGCAAAGUCCUUUUAGCCUCGCCAGCCCCCAAACAUGCAGUUAAUGUUCUUUGAGUGUAACUGCCAGCAGUGUGUAUGACAGAAGGUGUGUGAAAUGUGUCCCUGGUGGAUUCAGUGACAAGCCGGAUGGAGCGGCUUGAAGACGCCCCCAAAUGGAGGGUCUUCUUCCGAGAGCCUAUGGAGGGAAAAAGGUGUUUUGUGCAUGUAAGAAUGAGGUCUGUGAGAGGAACACGCAUAUACACCGUCGUUUGGGGCACUUGGAUAUGUUUUUGUUUUUAUAAAGAAAAGCAUUUAUCUAAAUGACUUCUGAUUGGUUGUUUAUCCUCUGGUGGGGUGUUUUUUUUGCUACUCUAAAGGCACAAGAUGGGCUCAGACAGAGUUGACUAAUGCAAAGUCCCCCUUUAAUUUGAUAUUUAAAAUAAUGCUUUUCUUAAAAAGAAAUUUAAGAUAUUUGCAAGUGACCCAAUUUUUGAGCUGCGGUGUAUAUGUGCGGUGUGUGUGAUCCAGGAAAGUUCACUCAAAGAAAACAAUCUGUGAUUCCAUCGAUCACCAGAUAUUUCGAUUUGAAAAUGAAAAAUCUUACUCACUGACAUUCACAAUGUAUUAGUCGAGAUAAUGGAGGAAUGUAGGCCGUUUGGAUCAGCGACGUGCGGUUAGGGGAUGCAGGUGAGGCACGACAAGUAAAAAAAUAAUAAUGACAAACUGAAUAUUAAUAUUCGUCCAGUGAGCUUUAGUUUUGACUAAUUAUGAACAUUUCUAAAGUCAAAUUUGCUGAAAUUUCAUAUUUCCUGUUCCAAUACAAAGGUGAAACGCUUUGUUUUGCUGAUGGGACAUAAAACUGCAGUAAAAAGGAACAGGUUGCGGCAAAUAGUACUCUGCCGCACCGAAGGGGGCGUACGUGAGCCAACGGGUGAUUAAUGCUGCCCCAUUUGUUGCUUGUAGAGGUAGACGAGACAGCUGUCACAAACUAAGCACAGAUCUGUUAUUUUGCAUUAUGGUGCUAAAAGUAAAGUAGUCUGAAGUAAGCGAGGCGUUUUUGGGAUUUGAUGAUAAAAGUAGCUCAAACAUAGGACGGAGCUGCUGUGAUUGGAUCCGUGCUGGCCAAAAUUAAAGAAAAGGUGCCGAAACUAAAGGGAAAUAAGAUGUACUUUUACAAAAAAGUAACCGAGGUUUUGUGGCCCAUGGACUUCGUCUACAAAUAAAGGUAAGACCACAAUUGCGUAGAAUGCUAUUGAGAUAAGAAAUAACCAAGAAAUAAUCAGUAGCCAAUUGAAUGCAAAACUCUUAAGGGUAUAUUUGUAAAUCUGACAUUUUUAAAGAGUAUGUGCCUCACCAACCACAUCCCUCACCGCACGUCACUGGGCUGGAUUAUUUUGUGAUUUAUUUUAUCCUUUCUGCAUCCAAUGAGUCCGUCAAUGAGUCGUAGACACCAGCAAUUGGUUCAAUAUUUUGUUACCAGCUUCCAUUCUUAAGUGUGGAAGCGUCGUGAUUUGGCAUUUCUAACAUGCAUGUUUGCUGAAUGUGAGGUUGAAGUGCCGCAAAAUAAGAAGCUGACGUACGAGCAUGUGCAAUAAUGCAGUGACUUGAAGCUGGAGUGUCGCAUGAUCACAAUUUUGUUUGUUCUUACAAUCAACUUAUUUAUAUGGGACGGGAGAUUGCCAUUACUUGCCAAAGUUUGAACUUCAACUUGCCUUAACCAUGUGAAUGAGGAAUUAUUAGCCUAUCGGGAUAUAGAAGGCUUCUAUAGAAGCACGUCAAACUGGUUUGGUUUGUUCCCGAUUGUGCAACAUAUUAACAGUUUUGGACCAAAACCAAUGAAAGUGGAUUUUCACCAAAAGGCCUCAUGCCGUUUUGUGUUUCUAUAUUUUGACAUUCUCAUGGUCAUGUUAUAGAUGACGCAAACUUUGGCAGUGCUACUGGUGGGAUCAUUCUGUACAUUUUCUUUUUGUGUUUGACGCUUGUACAUGUGCCAUUCAUGCUGUAAAUAACCUUUUUUAUGUGCGCGGGUGCUUGAAUAAACAUGCAUUUGCUUUGUGCAAAAUUGAGCUUAGCCGUGCGGUAACUUGACAUCUUUUAAAUGGACGUUGUAUUUCAACGUGUGUUCUCGCCUUGAUGCUACUGAACACAUUUUUGUCUGUCCACGCAUAAAUAUUAUGGCUUUGCUUGACUUUAAAUUGAAAGCUUCAUUGGGGGGGGGGGGGGGGAGCCUUAUUGUUAAAGAACGGAAUCAAAGCAGUCAGUCUUGAGUUUUGAAUGUACAGUACUGCUUUAAAUGUGGCUGGAAAGAAGCUUAGAUUUGCAAAACGAACACAAGCGGAACCAGUCUCUGAUGACAAUGUGUGUUGUGUUGUCAAAAAGUAUUUAGCGCUUAAAGAUUUUGGAACCGAACCAAUAAAAUGUUUAAAAAAAA